Messenger RNA from Cololabis saira (Pacific saury), 1318 nucleotides. It is a transcript of the gene nus1, whose product is annotated as NUS1 dehydrodolichyl diphosphate synthase subunit. Gene Ontology annotation, molecular function: ditrans,polycis-polyprenyl diphosphate synthase [(2E,6E)-farnesyl diphosphate specific] activity. The record is from RefSeq and is a predicted model, not a curated record. Gene Ontology annotation, cellular component: dehydrodolichyl diphosphate synthase complex; endoplasmic reticulum membrane. Lineage: Eukaryota; Metazoa; Chordata; Actinopteri; Beloniformes; Belonidae.
GGCCUGUGGGUCGGAGGUCAGACACCAAGAUGGCGGCGGAGCCACGGAGCUGAAGCGACGGGUCCACCGGGAUCUCUUCUAGACGUGCCGGGAUGGUGGCGCUGCUGUACGGCCUGCUGUGGCGGCUCCUGCUGCUGCUGCUCCGCGUCAGGACAGCGCUGCUCUCGCGGCUCCGCGGCCGCCUGCGGAGCGCCGGGGGCCGGCUGUGGGAGCGGGCUCUGCUGCUGCUGCUGCCCCCGCCGGGGGGGGACGUGUGCGGCCCCGGGACCGGGCGGGAGCGCUGCCUGUGCGACGGCAGGGCUCUGGACAAGCUGCCGACACACGUCGGCCUGAUGGUGGCCGAGGAGGAGCCCAGCUACGCGGACGUGGCCAGCCUGGUGGUGUGGUGCAUGGCGGUCGGCGUGACCUGUGUCAGCGUCUACGACAACCACGGGGUGAUCCAGAAGAACAACUCGCGCCUUCAGGACGAGAUCGCGAGGCAGCAGCAGCUUUUACUGGGCGUGGACGGGUCCAAGUACGACGUGGAGUUACUGAGUAAUAACGGAGACGACCUGCAGCAGUACGUGGUGUCCUGCAGGCCCACGGUGAAGGUCCUGUCUCCAGAGGACGGGAAGUUCAGCAUCGUCCAGGCAGCCAAGCAGCUCUGCCACUCGGUGGAGAACAAGGAGACGAGCUCCAGAGACAUCAGCGUGUCCACGCUGGACAAGCUGCUCCGAGAGUCGAGGAAUAUUCCGGACCCUGAGCUGGUGCUGAAGUUCGGCCCGGUGAACAGCACGCUGGGAUCUCCCUGGCACAUCAGACUCACCGAGUUCAUCUCGCUGCCGUCCCACAGAAACGUGUCCUACGAGGACCUACUGGGCGCGCUGCAGCGCUACGGUGCCUGUCAGCAGCGGCUCGGGCACUGAUGUUCUCCAGAGCCUGGACAGGUGAUGACCCCCCCCUCCCUGCUUAUCACCCACCCCUCCUCCUGGACUUCAUUACUGACAUUCCCGUGCCGGUGGAGGAGGCUCUGCAGACGACGGGCUGGGAGGACUGUACACAGACUCUUACUGACUCUUCUUCACCGGGGUACCAGCUGCUCCCACAGAGCUGGACGCCGGGGCGCCGCCGUCCUGGGACCGUCGUCCUGGACCGUCGUCCUGGGACCGUCGUCCUGGGAGCCCCAGCUGCCGGCCAUGCGGCCGCGGCGUGUGCUGAGCUGUGGACGUGAGACGUGAUCAUCUGUAAAUACGAGAGAUUCAUGUUGUGACGUGGGUUCAGGCCCGUACGGGCCGGUGCCGGGGUUCUGUGGGACGGAAAUAAAGACUGAUAUAUGUGA